Molecule: messenger RNA, 1062 nt
Organism: Saccharomyces kudriavzevii IFO 1802
Lineage: Eukaryota; Fungi; Ascomycota; Saccharomycetes; Saccharomycetales; Saccharomycetaceae
Gene: DCS2
Product: 5'-(N(7)-methyl 5'-triphosphoguanosine)-(mRNA) diphosphatase
Exons: 1
Coding region: 1-1062 (353 amino acids)
Biological process (GO): deadenylation-dependent decapping of nuclear-transcribed mRNA
Cellular component (GO): nucleus; P-body
Molecular function (GO): RNA 7-methylguanosine cap binding; hydrolase activity
Source: RefSeq, a predicted model, not a curated record
AUGGGAUCUCAAGAUUUAGCUAGUUUAAUUGGGAGAUUCAAAUACGUAAGGGUCUUAGAUUCAAAUCCUCACACGAAGGUCAUCUCAUUAUUGGGCAGCAUUGAUGGGAAGGAUGCCGUGGUAACGGCCGAAAAGACGCAUUUUAUAUUUGAUGAAACGGUGCGCAGACCUUCUCAAAGUGGCCGUAGCACACCUGUUUUCUUUCAUCGUGAGAUAGAUGAAUAUUCCUUUCUAAAUGGUAUUACGGACUUGAAGGAAUUAACUUCAAAUGACAUCUACUAUUGGGGGUUGUCUGUAUUAAAGCAGCACAUCUUGCACAAUCCAACUGCCAAGAUCAACUUAAUCUGGCCCGCCUCGCAGUUCCACAUCAAGGGCUACGAUCAGCAGGAUUUACAUGUCGUUAGAGAAACUCCUGAAAUGUAUAGAAAUAUUGUCAUGCCUUUUAUCCAGGAGAUGUGCACCAGUGAAAGAAUGAAAUGGGUAAACAAUAUUCUUUAUGAGGGUGCUGAAGAUGACAGAGUCGUUUAUAAAGAAUAUAGUGAUAGGAAUAAAGACGACGGAUUCGUCGUCUUGCCCGACAUGAAAUGGGACGGAAUCAACAUCGAUUCAUUAUAUCUAGUAGCUAUUGUAUACAGAGAUGACAUCAAGUCCUUAAGGGACUUGAAUCCAAAGCACAGAGAUUGGCUGAUUAGACUAAAUAAAAAGAUCAGGACAAUCAUCCCACAACAUUACGACUAUAAUGUGAAUCCAGACGAACUAAGGGUUUUCCUCCAUUAUCAGCCAUCCUACUAUCAUUUUCAUGUGCACAUAGUAAAUAUAAGGCAUCCCGGUGUAGGUGAAGAGAGAGGCUCCGGGAUGACAAUAUUGUUGGAGGAUGUUAUAGAAGCGCUAGGUUUCUUAGGUCCCGAAGGCUAUAUGAAGAAAACUCUCACGUAUGUCAUUGGUGAGAAUCACGAUUUGUGGAAAAGAGGUUUUGGGGAAGAAGUUGAAAAGCAAUUAAAACACGAUGGCAUCGCCACUAGUCCUGAAAAGAGCGCUGGUUUCAAUGCUAAUCUGGGUUGA